This is a messenger RNA of Hemiscyllium ocellatum (epaulette shark), 864 nucleotides long. RefSeq names its product regulator of G-protein signaling 5-like. NCBI's taxonomy places the organism in Eukaryota, Metazoa, Chordata, Chondrichthyes, Orectolobiformes, Hemiscylliidae. The coding region runs from base 90 to 635 and encodes 181 amino acids. The transcript is spliced from 5 exons. The record is from RefSeq and is a predicted model, not a curated record.
AUGGCACAGCAGCAAGCAGCAGAAGAAGAAGCUCAAGUUCAGAGCAAUUUUAUCUUGCUGAGGGACACCAAAGCAAAGGAUCUGCCAAAAUGUGCAAAGGAUUGGCUGCGUUACCAGCAACAUGCCUCGAAAGGGCCAAAGAAAUAAAAUCAAAGCUAGGCAUAUUGCUGCAGAAGCCGGAGAUGAUCUCUGAGUACAUCAUCCCGUACUCAGAUAAAGCUGAGAAAUCAGCCAAGCCCCACAGGCCUUCCCAACUAGAGGCACUGAAGUGGCGUGAAUCUCUGGAGAAGCUUCUGAUGAACAAUUAUGGGCAGGCUGCCUUCAAAGCUUUCCUCCAGUCAGAACAUAGCGAGGAGAACAUUGAGUUCUGGAUGGCCUGUGAGGACUACAAAGCAACCAAAUCAGCCAUUAAGCUGGCUUCCAAGGCAAAGAAGAUCUAUGAGGAUUUCAUUGAAAAAGAGGCUCCAAAAGAGAUCAAUGUUGAUCACUACACCAAGGAGAUGACCCUGAAGAGCCUUGUUGAUCCUUCACCUUCAACCUUUGAACUGGCUCAGAAGAAAGUGCUGAAUUUGAUGGAGAAGGAUUCAUUCAGCAGGUUUCUGAAAUCUGAACUGUAUCUGGAGCUGACAAAGUAACAAUGUAGCUGGGCUGUGCAAAGGGAGGGUGGAAUAAAAUCAUUGAUAUCUCCCACAUAGUCGCUAACUGAAUAUUCUCUCACUGCUGUUAGCUAAAACAAAAUAUUCCAAGUGUUAUUUCUUUAAAGCUUUGGGCACCAUGCUGGCAUCAAUUAAAUCUAACACUUGUCUUUGCAUAGCCCUGAAAUAAACAGGUACCAUCUAUGGGAAAGUGUACCUUUUAAUGUUG